CCGCAAAACAAGGCCGCGACACGGUUCGCGGUCUGCUCGCGCCUCAAUCGCGAGCGCCACAGGCGAGUGUACAGUAAUAUGGCGACACCAUCAGCUGCUCUGUUGGAACGUCUCGACAAACAGGGCAUUCCCAAGUCGAAAAGAAAACUUCAGAAACAUCUCCGCAGCGCGGGGUUGGCCUACAUAUCCAGGACGGGGAAACUGAUACCAGCAAAGAAGGUGGCGGAUGAGCUCUGCCAGUGCCCCCACAAGUGCGACGCCAGCGUGUCGCAGGAGGCGCGGCAGCACCUCUUCAGCCACUUCUACGGGCUGGGCGAGGCCGACCUGCAGAACCAGUUCCUGCGGCAGCACAUGGACCUGCGGGCCCGCCUAAACGUACCGGAGACGACGGGUUCGGGGCGGCCGCCUCGACGCAUCACCUGCAAGUACCUGGUGCCGCUCCUGCCCUCCGACGAGACGGUGGAGGUCUGCCAAAAAGCCUUCGUCAGCGCAUUUGUGAUAACUACCAAAAGGGUCAGGCUGCAGCGCGAGAAGCUGAUAUCCAGCCUCGGCUUGAACAGCUAUAGUAGUCAUAAUAGAAGUAAGAACACCAACAACAACAACACCAGCUCCCCGGUGGGGGAGAACAACAACAACGUCAAGAAGCCUUCACCGUUGCCUUUGAAACUUAACAUUGAGUUACCGACCACUUGCGAGAUGAUGAAUCUCGACUCGCCAGAGGAACCAAAGAGCCCAGACGUGCCCUCGUCCGACAAGCGGUCGUCGAUAAAGCGCCUCAUCGACAACCCCCUCAUUCCAGUGGGCCUCCUGGUGCCGGACGGAGUUACCAUCGCGCCCGUCAUCGCCACCCCUGACCACGACAGGGAUCUCGCGAUAGUCAAUAACUUCUUUUCCAACCAGCUGUGGAAGCCGGAGUAUAUAGGGACCUACUCAUGAGGGUAGACGGACCGCGCGGAUACGUAGAAAAACAAAAAAAAAAAAAAUACAAAAAAGAAUCACGUCCUGCCCAUCGUACUUAGUUUAAUUAUUAUUGAUCAACAUUUUUAUCUUAUUGAAGAGAAUACCUAUAUGUAUUGUUAUUUAUAUUUAUACAAGAUAGUCUAUGAAUGGAAAGUAUAUUUACUUGUUUUCAGAUAAAAAUAUUUUAUAUUUAUAGUUAUAGUUUGCGGAUUAAUUGUUUUUGUUAAUACUUAAAUAUUUUAUUGUAAAGAACUCGCAUACUUGUACAAUCAUAACGAUAUGGAUGCAACGCUGUGCCUCAAAGGGGCCUUUCGGCCCCGCGUAAGUCUCUAAUAUGUUAACCAAAAUAUAUUUCUGAGGAUUCCUACACCUCUCUAAACUUAUUAACUAUUUAAUGGAUCAAUUUCAAAUGCCUUGUUGUUUACAUUUUUACACAGAUGUUUAUUAUGGAUAGAAUAUUUACUUGUUUUCAAUAAAAACUGUUUUUUAAUA
Anoplophora glabripennis (Asian longhorned beetle) is the source of this 1452-nucleotide messenger RNA. RefSeq lists its product as uncharacterized. The record is from RefSeq and is a predicted model, not a curated record. The coding region runs from base 79 to 936 and encodes 285 amino acids. NCBI's taxonomy places the organism in Eukaryota, Metazoa, Arthropoda, Insecta, Coleoptera, Cerambycidae. The transcript has 3 exons.